Closterium sp. Naga37s-1 is the source of this 705-nucleotide messenger RNA. Lineage: Eukaryota; Viridiplantae; Streptophyta; Zygnematophyceae; Desmidiales; Closteriaceae. The record is from the annotation of a GenBank genome assembly.
AUGUCGCAGAUCCCCGUGGCGGUUCUGGGCGACAUCUCGCGCGACACGAUGGUGUGCGACUCGAUGGCGGUGCAGCAGCAGUGCGGCCAGCUGCUCGACGACCUCGUAUGCGCCGCCACGUGCGACCCCUACGCGGGCAGCUACGUGGCGGUCAACGAAUUCGUGGGAUCCACAGAGGUGGCUGUGUGCUUGCGAGAGGCGGAGGCCGUCUUCGAGGCUUGCAAGGACAUUCUCUUCAUUUCCACGUCUAAAAGCGCAACCCUUGAUCUCACGCCGUACUUCCCUGACGCGCGCACCUUCAUGACUCAAAUCGUGGGGGGCAUUCUGCGAGUCGUCAUGGGCAACGACAAGGUCCAAAUCGUGCUCACCAGUGCCAACUGCAUAGCAGGCAGCACCAACGCCUACCCCCAUGCCUGCUAUUCAGUUGGCCCGAGUCCUGUUGCGACACCUUCUCUUCAGUCCCCGACUCGUCCCAGUCAACAACAAACUCAGCAGCCUGCUUCACCGCCCGCGCCCCACUAUUCUCACUCCUCUUCUUUACCUUACCUGCAUCCCACCCUUUGCGCCCUUUUCCCCAUCCCCUCUUUCGGACCAACUGCAUCGCAGGCAACUCCAACGUCUACCCCGAGGCCACGUCCUGCUGUGACACCUUCUCUUCAGUCCCCGACACAUGCACAGUCCCCAUCGUGUUCAGCAGCCUACUGA